Messenger RNA from Dicrocoelium dendriticum, 384 nucleotides. NCBI's taxonomy places the organism in Eukaryota, Metazoa, Platyhelminthes, Trematoda, Plagiorchiida, Dicrocoeliidae. The record is from the annotation of a GenBank genome assembly.
AUGGAGUCUAUAAUCGCUGAUGAAAUGGUGAGAUAUUUUGAAAGUCUACAAAUCAUCUCCAACCUCCAACAUGGAUUCAGACGCGGACGAUCUUGCCUCACCAAUCUACUACUUGCUCGGGACUCAUGGACCAGGGCUGCUGACGAGGGAGUUCCCGUAGAUGUGAUUUACUUAGACUUUUCUAAGGCAUUCGACAGAGUCAAUCACCCAGCACUUCUCCGAAAGCUUGCGGCCUAUGGUAUCCACGAAUCCUUGCUCACAUGGUUGGAAAGUUACUUAUACGACAGAAGAAUCGAGGUAAGGAUCGCCAACACCCACUCCGAUAGCCUAUGCGUCACUAGCGGCGUACCGCAAGGAUCAGUUCUCGGCCCGUUACUCAUUUUA